Arachis ipaensis is the source of this 2447-nucleotide messenger RNA. Lineage: Eukaryota; Viridiplantae; Streptophyta; Magnoliopsida; Fabales; Fabaceae. The record is from RefSeq and is a predicted model, not a curated record.
AGCAAGAGUCAUCUUAUGAUGACAAGCUAGAUAUUCCCAGUGAAAAUGCAACACCACUUAACUUUUCUGAAUCUGAAAGUACUUUUGCUGCUAUUAAUACUUAUGAAUCUAUAGAUAGCAAACCUGUUGUAGACUCAGCUGAAACCAUUAUUGAAGUUAAGGAGAACCAAUUCAAUGUUGAACCAGGAAACACACUUGAUGAUGAUGCUAAGUGGCUUCAUCUUAAUACUGAGCAGCAGGAUGAAAUAACCAACCCAAGUGGCAGUAGAGGUUCUUCUAUUUCGAAUAAAUCUGUUGCUGAUAAUGAGACUGAAACUGUAAGUGUUACAGUCAAUCCUGAGUCAAAUAGCAUUGUUUCAGUUCCUGAGUUUUCUCCUCGUGAUGAUCAAGAGAAUGCUCUAUCAACUUCAGCAAAAGAAAACUGAUGUGCGUAGAAAUGAUAACGAUGAAGUCCGUGCUAGAUCCCUUUUCUCUGCUCCAGGUAUUCCUGCUCCAACAGUGGUUUCUGCAGCUUCACAAAUGCUUCCAGGAAAGGUUUUGGUUCCUGCAGCUGUUGAUCAGGUUCAGGGGCAAGCACUAGCUGCAUUGCAAGUUUUAAAGGUUAUUGAGCCUGAUGUUCAACCUAGUCACUUAUGCACACGUCGUGAAUAUGCUCGGUGGUUGGUGACUGCUAGCAGUGCUCUAUCAAGGAAUACAAUUUCGAAAGUGUAUCCUGCCAUGUACAUAGACAAUGUUACUGAGCUUGCAUUUGAUGAUAUCACCCCUGAAGACCCUGAUUUUUCUUCUAUUCAAGGUUUGGCAGAAGCUGGACUUAUUGAAAGCAAGCUUUCAAGACGUGAUAUACAGUUGUCUGCAGAUGAAGACGGUGGCCCAUUUUACUUCUCUCCUGAAAGCCCUUUAUCACGCCAAGAUCUUGUAAGUUGGAAAAUGGCCCUGGAGAAGAGACAGCUUCCUGAAGCUGACAGAAAGACACUGUACAAACUUUCCGGGUUUAUCGACACUGAAAAGAUACACCCUAAUGCUUGUCCUGCACUAGUAGCUGACCUCUCUGCUGGUGAACAGGGUAUUAUAGCUCUUGCAUUUGGGUGGGGUGGGGGUACUCAAGGUUAUACACGAUUGUUUCAGCCAGAGAAACCAGUAACCAAUGCCCAAGCGGCUGUUGCCCUUGCUACCGGAGAUGCUUCUGACGUAGUCAGUGAAGAGCUUGCACGCAUUGAAGCAGAGUCUAUGGCUGAAAACGCUGUUGCUGCACAUAGUGCUUUGGUAGCUCAGGUUGAGAGGGAUAUCAAUGCAAAUUUUGAGCAGGAGCUUUUAAUAGAGAGGGAAAAGAUCAACAAUGUUGAAAAAAUGGCCGAGGAGGCAAAACUAGAGUUGGAAAGGCUAAGAGCCGAGAGAGAAAACGAAAAUAUUGCUUUGUUGAAGGAACGUGCUGCUAUUGAAUCAGAAAUGGAGGUCUUUUCAAGGUUAAGGCGCGAGGUUGAGGAUCAAUUACAAAGCCUUAUGAAUAACAAAGUUGAAAUAGCUUAUGAAAAAGAGAGGAUCAACAAGCUUCGAGAGGAAGCUGAAGUCGAAAACAAAGAGAUUGCCCGUUUACAGUAUGAGCUAGAGGUUGAAAGAAAAGCCUUGUCCAUGGCCAGGGCUUGGGCAGAGGAUGAGGCGAAACGAGUUAGAGAACAAGCAAAAGCUUUAGAGGAGGCUAGAGACCGUUGGGAGAGGCAUGGAAUCAAAGUGGUGGUCGACAAUGAUCUUCGUGAGGAAGCAUCUCCUGGAGUUACAUGGCUCAACGCCGGAGAACAGUUCUCCGUUCAAGGAACAGUCAACAGGGCUGGUAGCUUAUUGGACAAGCUCAAAAAAAUGGCAGCAGAUGUCAGAGGAAAAUCUAGAGAAACAAUUGAUAAGAUCAUCAACGUGAUUUCUGUAUUCAUAUCAAACUUGAGGGAAUGGGCAUGCAAAACUCGAAAACAGGCUGAAGAAUUAGGAGAAGCCACCAUAUCAAAGGCAGGUAAGUCAGCUCAAGAGCUGCAGCAAGGUGCCGUCGAAUUUGGAUAUGCUGUCAAAGAAGGUGCAAAGCGAGUUGCUGGCGAUUGUAGAGAAGGAGUUGAGAAACUCACUCAAAAGUUCAUCAAGACCUGACCCUUCCCUUCUUUGCAUCUCCAAAGUUUUCCAAGCAUAGAGUUACUUAUUGGGCAAGGUUGUAGUUUUCUUUGGUUUUUCUUUUUCCAAUGCUUCAUCAGAGAUGGUUUACCAGCUGCAGAUAAAAAUGCCUUCCAAAGAUCACAACAUAUUCAUGUGAAUCCAUGAUUGUAUAAGUGAGACUUGUAGGAAUUUUAGUUGAGAAAUAAUGGGUUGCAACUCAACAUUUUGCCUUUCGUGUUCAACAUGUGCAGUGCAUUCCACUUAUAUGUGAAAAUAAAGGAAUUAAACCAAAGGCCAAAUUUUGACAUGUG